Molecule: messenger RNA, 2742 nt
Organism: Penicillium expansum
Lineage: Eukaryota; Fungi; Ascomycota; Eurotiomycetes; Eurotiales; Aspergillaceae
Exons: 3
Coding region: 1-2742 (913 amino acids)
Source: RefSeq, a predicted model, not a curated record
AUGUCUCCAUAUCCCCAAGUCAGUCCCUGGGCAAUUCUCAGCACCAUUGACCGGGAUGACGAGUCGGGGAUCCUCUAUGAAGAUGAACGCCAGCAAUGGCUUCGACAGCAUCCACAUGCUGUUCCUCGUACUGCAAAGAGGAGUGGCAACAAAAGUCAACGUGCCUUCGCAGACAGAGGCUCCAGCAUGGCUGAAGGCCUUCGUGGUAUUGCGGAACGCGGUGCAGCCCGUCGGAAGGGAAUUGCUGUGAACAAGAAUGAUGUAUUUACCAAACCAUUGCCACCCAUUCCUCAACAGGAGAGUCCUCAGCCGGCCACCACAGUUGCUCAGGAUGGUGUUUUGCAAGGUUCUGGUCGCGAGAUCAACAAGAUGAGCAUUUAUUACGUACUUGACAGAUCCAACAUGGAAGGCCACCACGACAAAAGCCCAUUUCCUCAACCUGAAAAUUCUCAGCCUUCUACCGAAGUUGGCCAGAAGGCAGUUGUUGAUGGCCCUGUGCACUCGAGUGAAAAGAUGAAACCGAAUAUGCUUCUCAGGGAAUGCAAGCUGCAAGGAUACGAUGAUGAGACUCCUUCCAUUCAACCCAGAGCAUUUGAGCCGGCCAUGCCAUCCUUUUCGCAUCACUACUACAAUGCGCAAGCCUCCUACACCAAUGACUCCUCUGGUUCCCAUCGCUUGGAUCAUGCUGCUCCUGCGUUUGAGGCCCCCUAUGCUCAAGUCAAUCCCAGUUUUCAUCGCAACGGCCACGGUCCAACUUCUUGGUACGAAGCUGCACCCAUUGGCCACGAAUAUUCUCCGGAUAUUCAGGCUGCAGUAGCUCCCAACGCUACCCCAGACCCCGAAAUCAAGCAAGAAUAUCAAUUCACCGAAGUGGGGGUAAACAUUGAUGAAAUGCUUGCCUUGAUGAACCAGGAAAAGGAAAACGAGCACCUUGCGAAUGAGAAUCACAACCCAGCAAGUUCAUAUUCUGCUUACCAUUUCGUUCCCCCAAAUCCGGCAUCUGUGGAUAUCUACCAUGCGGACCAGCGCUCUGGUCCUGGUACCCAGGCCCCUGAUUCCCUCAUUAUUAAUGCUGAAAGUUCUUUACUUGUGGGCUCUAGAACCAUUCGUCAAGUUACACCUGCAACGCCUGUGUGGUCCCCAACUCCUGUUCCACUUUCUGCUUACCGUUUCACUCCCGACCAACGCUCUGCUCCUGAUGCUGAGAGUUCGUUAUUUGUGAGCCCUGGCCCCAUUCACGAAGAUACAGCAUCUCCUAUCUCAUCCCCUUAUCCUAACGGAUAUUGCUAUUGGUCUUCAGACGAAUCUGAACCUGAAACUACUCCACCACCUGAGCCCCGAUUUGAACGGGGACGGUCUGGUUCUGAUGUACCUAUGCAAGAAUCACCUGUGUUGCCUUCGUCUCCUCCUCAGGUCAUUUCUCUCCAAAGAGUUUUCACCUGGCGUUCGGACAACCCCAACGGGAUGGACACUGACUUUGUUGUACCCCUUGAACAUAUGUUUGCUCGGGACUACACUACCCCUGAUUCGCCUCUACUGGAUUCACCUCUAUCUCCUGCUCCAGCUCCUCCUUCUCCUGAGCGUCGCCCUGCUCCUCGUGAGUUCUCCUAUGCUGAUGCGCCUCGAGUUGGAAUUUAUCCAUCUUAUAUCCCCCACGAUCCCCGGCUUACGCAAAUUACUUUCCGCCCUGAUUACGUUUCAUCUCCUACUAGCUACUCAAGCCCGUUGAGAGAGGAGAGAGCCAACAUGGAAAAUGUCGAGCAGGCUCUUGUUCCACAAAAAUUGAACGUGACUAAGAACAAAACCGCCUUCACCAUGGAUGUCCCCAUCCACGACGUUUCCCAGCAUCAGACAGCCAUUCACGUGUCCGAGUCUUCCAAUGGUGGACAUAGCCGCGCAGCUUCCUUCGUCGGCAAUGAGCCCAACGUCAACAACAACACUCCCAUCAACGCAACGCCGAGUCGUAUCAGCAAAAGUCCUGAUGUCUGCAGCUCUGAGGGCUCCGAGGACUCUCGUGGAAUCAAGCGCAAGCGAUUUACCAAGAACCUCUUUGGUAAGAAAGGAUACCUUGAAGACAAUGAAGAGCCACGCGACAAGAGAUUCCGCUUCCUGAAGGAAGCCAUCGAAAAGGGACAUUCAACCAUUGGCAGUAUCAAGGGAAUAUUUUGGGAUGAGAAUCGAGCUUUGAUCGGCUCAUCCAAGCCCAGCAUCGUCACUGAGAACACUGCCCCUAUUACUCUGAACACCGAUGUGCAGUCAAUUCUGUACGCCGAGAUUGAGAACAUGAUUACCCACGCGGCCAACGAAUUCCUGAUGAAGGAGUAUUACGAAGGCCACCUCAGCACUAGUUCUCUCCACAAGGUGAAAAGAAGAUGGGAGAAGAAGCACAUGCCUGGUGUCCCUCAAUUCCGUUUCGACCAGAAAACCCAGUAUCGGAUUAUCAGUUCAAACCGCAAUCAUGUCAGAUUCGGCAAAACCAGCAAUGGCCUUGGCCCACACACCAUUCUGAGCAACUGGAAGAAGAUCUACAAGAACAUGAACAUCCGCACCUUUGUGACCCCCGACUCGGUUAUCAAGAAGCACAUCCACGAUAUCCUGGAUCUCUUGGAGCUUUUGAAUGCCGAUGAAUGCCACAUUGAGCUGAUUAUGGCCCUCAAUGCGCACGUUCGUGGAGAGUUGAAGAAGCAUGAAGUGAUGCAGCACUACCGAGACACUCAGAACUCUGGAAACUCUCGCUCUUAA